This is a messenger RNA of Drosophila obscura, 1310 nucleotides long. RefSeq lists its product as uncharacterized. Bases 81 to 1145 code for a protein of 354 amino acids. The transcript has 2 exons. Lineage: Eukaryota; Metazoa; Arthropoda; Insecta; Diptera; Drosophilidae. The record is from RefSeq and is a predicted model, not a curated record.
UAAGUUGGUUUUUUUUUUAUUUGAAGCUUAUGUGAAUUUAAAUUUCAAGGCACAGUAGACAGCAACAAAAACGAAAUAGAAUGGACUCACAACGAACCGAAGAUUCCAUGCUGCGGCUUAAGAUCCGCAGCUAUGCCAAAGAGCAACGCCAGGUGCUGCGUACGUUUGCAACAGAUGCGCUGCGCUUCGGCUUGGGGCAGAUCAGGAGCGAAAUUAGAGAGUUGGAGAAUCUGAGUGCCAAGGAUGUCUGUGGACUGGCUGCAAGGAUCAAGAGGCGUAAGCAUGCCACAUCGGAGGACAUGUACCGUUUGAGCCAUGCCUUUCUGCAGGGCAACGAGAAUAUCAGUACAUUCGUUGGCAUCCCGGGAGCCAUACAGGUACUCGUCAAGGAACUAAGCGGUGCAAAUAUACAACGUCAAAUCGAUGCCGCCGAAUGCUUCUGCAACCUGUCGCUGGGCGAUGCUCACGUUUCGGAGAAGAUCACAGCAUUGGCAGGCAGCUAUUUGGUCACAUAUUUGGAUGGCAAAGAGGAGCGGCUGAAACGCAGCUGCCUUUGGACAUUGGCCAACUUAUUGGCCACCUGCACGAAGGCAGCCAAAACUUUGCUUAAAAUGCAGCUAGUCCCCAAAUUGUGGAAACUCUACACGGCGCCCCCGGAUGACUUGAAUAAAUUCCAGAAUGAUGCUGGCAUUUGCUUGUACCUGAUUGCCACGCACACCGCCUGCGCUGUGAGCGCCGUGGAUCGCAACUACAUUAUGGAGCAUCUGCACGAGAAGCGGCCAGAAGAUCAGGGCAGCGAAUAUUUUAUGUAUAUUAUAUAUCAACUGAAUAUUGUCUGCUCAAAGCACGAGCAGCUAUCCGUGCAGCAGGCUGAAAGUCUGGUCAACUUUUUUGUUGGCCAUGUUAGAAGCGAUUGGGACACCAUUUAUGGUGUUCGUGUAAUGUCCAACCUGUUGGCCAGAGGCGAGCCACAGCUGCUUGGCAGCUUGGCGACACCCGAGAAAUUUCUGAAUGCGCUAAAUCGUUUAUUUGCGCUGCAAGAAUCCAAUCUGAACUAUGAUUUGAUGCGUUUGCUAAAGAACUAUCUAAAUCUGAACAUUGUGGACAGCAAUUGGCUGUUGGAACAGCUAAAAGUCUACGCUUAAGUCUUGGGUAUCUCUUUAUUGGUCUGUGGAUUAGUUUAGGAUUAGAUUAGACAUUAAUUGGUAUCCAGCCCUGGGCUGUAUAUGAGAAUGUGCUACAUUAUACAUUAAAAUAAAUAAAAAUGCUGCAAAAUGGAUUUAAAAAAAAAAAGCACGACAUGAAUAAAC